AUGCGCGCGCAGGAGGCAACGGACAAGCCGGCCGACGGCGCGUACGCGUGGAUGGUGAUUUUCGCGUGCCUGAUCUCGCUGAUGCUAUCAAUCGGAAUCAACGACGCAUAUGGCGUCUACCAGCAGCACUACCAGCUCAACGAGUUCCCGGACGAGACGGCGACGCUGAUAUCGUGGAUCGGUACGGUGCAGUUCCUGGUCAUGUGCUUUUGCGGCAUUUUCUCUGGGUUCCUGUGCGAGCACUUCGACACGCGCGUACUCAAUAGCAUCGGCGCACUGAUUAUGGGCGCGGCGCUCAUCGGCGGGUCGUACUGUACGAGCAUCGGCGGGCUGAUGGCCACGCAGGGGCUGCUCUACGGGCUGGGCGCGUCGUUCCCGUUCGUGGCCGGCACGUCGAUCCCGUCGCAGUGGUUUACGCGGCGGCGUGGGCUGGCGACCGGCAUUGCGCUGGCCGGCAGCGGCAUCGGCGGCAUGUGGAUGGUCUCAGCGACGCAGGCAAUGAUCGACACGCACGGGCGGCCGUGGGCAAUGCGCGUCACAGGCGGCGUGGCGAUGGCGGCUGUGCUGGCCGUCAGCCCGUGGAUGCGCGUACGGCUGGUGCCGGCCAGGACCGAGCACAUUAUCGACUGGGCGCUGCUGCGCGACGCGCGCUUCAAUGUGUUUCUAGCGGCUGUAGUUUUUGUCGUGGCUGCGUAUUUCGGGCCGUUCUACCAGAUGCCAUCGUACAGCGUCGUGGUUCUGCACAAGUCGCAGACCUGGGGCUCCAACAUGGACACUCUGAUGAACGGUAUCAGCGUCGUCGGGCGGCUGGCCGCAGGCUUCCUGGCCGACAGCGUCGGGCCACUUAACCUGUUGAUUGCCAACACCGUGUUGGCCGUGGUCAGCCUGAUGGCGCUGUGGGUGCCGUUCGACUCGGUCGGCACGCUGUUUGCGGUCGACAUCCUGUUCGGCUUUGCCAUCGGCGGUAUGGUGUCGGUGAUCCCGGUCGUGGCCGCGCAGGUGUUUGGGCUGGCGCGGCUGCCGUCGAUCAUCGGGCUGCUGUUUGUCGGCUACGUUGCCGGCGGGCUGCUGGGCGUGCCGCCGAUGAGCGCGCUUCUGGACAACGUCGGGCACCGCACCGACUACACAAGCUCGAUCUGGUACAUGUCUGUGCUGCCCCUGUGCGCGCUGGUGCUGCUGGUGGUGAUGCGGCUGCUGAUAACGCGGCAGUGGAUGGUCAAGAUUUAG
Messenger RNA from Kickxella alabastrina, 1227 nucleotides. Its product is annotated as major facilitator superfamily domain-containing protein. The transcript has a single exon. Lineage: Eukaryota; Fungi; Kickxellomycota; Kickxellomycetes; Kickxellales; Kickxellaceae. Gene Ontology annotation, molecular function: transmembrane transporter activity. Bases 1 to 1227 code for a protein of 408 amino acids. Gene Ontology annotation, biological process: transmembrane transport. Gene Ontology annotation, cellular component: fungal-type vacuole membrane. The record is from RefSeq and is a predicted model, not a curated record.